ACACUCACACACAUCCACACACACACACACUCGGUCCAGUCCAAACCCCCAGAAAAGCCCUGCUGAAUCCUCACACCGUCUGUCAGCAUGGGGAGCGCUUGUUUUUCCCGGGACGUUUGUUUGUUUAUCCUCCUCAUAAAUACUUGCAGGGUGAUGGGGAAUGUCGGACUCGCAGAUGCAGACGAGUGCGCAGAGGGUUCAGACGACUGCCACAUUGAUGCUCUCUGCCAAAACACAGCCAAGUCCUACAACUGCAUCUGCAAGCCAGGCUACAAGGGAGAUGGCAAGCAGUGCGAGGACAUGGACGAAUGUGAGAAUGACUACAAUGGAGGCUGCGUCCACGAAUGCAUCAACAUACCAGGCAACUACCGGUGCACCUGCUACGAUGGAUUCAUGCUGGCCCAUGACGGACACAACUGUCUGGAUGUGGACGAGUGUCUGGACAACAACGGCGGAUGCCAACAAGUGUGUGUCAACACGAUGGGGAGCUACGAGUGUCAGUGCACAGACGGCUUCUUCCUCAGUGACAACCAGCAUACCUGCAUCCACCGCUCUGAUGAUGGAAUGAACUGCAUGAACAAGGACCACGGCUGCGCCCACAUCUGCAGAGAGGCUCCAGGCAAAGGCGGAGUGUCGUGCGAGUGCCGACCUGGCUUUGAGCUGGCCAAAAACCAGAAGGACUGUACAUUGACGUGUAACUAUGGAAACGGCGGUUGCCAGCACACGUGUGACGACACGGACACGGGGCCGGUGUGCGGCUGCCACCAGAAGUACGCUCUGCACUCAGACAGCAAGACCUGCAUCGAGAAAGAUGAGGCUGCAAUUGAGAGCUCUGAGUUCAAUGCCACGUCAGUAGCUGAUGUGGACAAGCGGGUGAAACGGCGGCUACUUAUGGAAACCUGCGCUGUGAACAACGGCGGCUGCGACAGGACAUGUAAAGACACGGCCACAGGGGUGCGCUGCAGCUGCCCUGUGGGAUUCACCCUGCAGCCCGAUGGAAAAACCUGCAAAGACAUUGAUGAAUGCCAGGAGAACAACGGAGGCUGUGAUCACUUCUGCAGAAACACAGUCGGUUCCUUCGAGUGCAGCUGCCAGAAAGGCCACAAGCUGCUCACUGAUGAACGGACAUGUCAAGACAUUGACGAGUGCUCCUUUGAGAGAACCUGCGACCACACCUGCAUCAACUACCCUGGCAGCUUCGAGUGCUUGUGCAACAAAGGAUACAUCCUGUACGGCCUCACUCACUGUGGAGAUAUCGACGAGUGCAGCAUCAACAAUGGGAGCUGUGAGUAUGGCUGCAUUAACACCCAGGGCAGCUACGAGUGUGUGUGUCCACCAGGACAGAAACUCCACUGGAACAAGAAAGACUGCAUCGAGGCGGUGAAGUGUCUGCCCAAUGGGAAGCCAGCGCCCCGAGCCCAGCUGACCUGCACCAAGAGCGGAGGGGCUGAGGUCUGCUCGCUGUCCUGCCCCUCCAAUGCUCUCUUCCUCGCUGACUCAGAGAACAGCUACACACUGAGCUGUGGAGUGCCCGUCCAGCCUGGGAAAGCUCCGCAGAAGAGAAACGCCACCACUGCUUUACCCACCUGUGCCGACACGCUGGCACCGCCCAUCAAACAGAAGGCCAGGUUUAAGAUUAAAGACGCCAAGUGUCACCUGAGGCCCCGCAACAAGGAGAGGCACAGAGAUUCAUCCAGGCAGAAUCUGCAAGGAGGCCAGUUCCCCUGCACCGAUGACUGCCAGGUGACGUUUGUCAACCUCAAGUGCGACUCAUCGAAGAAGCGCAGACGAGGACGCAAAUCUCCUUCCAAAGAGGUUUCCCACAUCACAGCGGAGUUUGAGAUGGAGAUGAAGGAGGAGGAGGCCUCAGACUCGUGUAAUGUGGACUGUGUGCGGGAGAGGAUGAAGCAGAAGCUGCAGAGCGCCAUGCGGACGCUCAGGAAGUCCAUCAACAAACAGCAGUUCUACAUCCAGUUUUCUGGGACAGAGUAUGAAGUGGCACAGAAACCAUCCAGGGUACCCGACGGCGCCGAGACCUGCAGUACGGGACAGGUCCUCCGAGACGGAAAGUGCGUGAGCUGUGGUGUGGGGACGUUCUACAGUGGGGAGCAGGAGCAGUGUGUCCAGUGUCCUCCUGGUACCUACCAGGACACCGAGGGUCAGCUGUCCUGUGAGCCAUGUCCCAGUACUGAAGGACAGGGCAUCGCCGGGGCCAAGAAUGUGUCUCAGUGUGGAGGUCAGUGUCCAGCAGGUCAGUUCUCUGCUGACGGGUUCCGCCCAUGCCAGCCCUGUUCACUGGGCUCCUACCAGCCAGAACCGGGCCGAGUUCUGUGCUUCACCUGUGGAGGAGGCCUCAUGACCAAAUAUGAAGGAUCUGUCUCCUUCAGGGACUGUGAGGCCAAAGUGCACUGUGCUCCUGGACAUUACUACAACUCCAGCACCCACCGCUGCAUCCGCUGCCCAGCAGGCACCUACCAGUCUGAGUUUGGGCAGAACUACUGCAUCACCUGCCCCGGGAACACCACCACUGACUUCGAUGGUGCCACCAACGUCUCCCACUGCAAAAACCAGCUGUGUGGAGGUGAGCUGGGAGAGUACACAGGCUACAUCGAGUCUCCCAACUACCCUGGAGAUUACCCGUCCAAUGUGGACUGUGUCUGGACUAUAAAUCCACCACACAAGAGGCGGAUACUCAUCGUGGUGCCAGAGAUCUUCCUGCCCAUUGAAGACGAGUGUGGAGAUGUGCUGGUCAUGAGGAAGAGCGCCCUGCCCACCUCCAUCACCACCUACGAGACGUGUCAGACGUACGAGCGACCCAUCGCCUUCACCUCUCGCUCUCGCAAGCUCUGGAUCCAGUUUAAGUCCAACGAGGGCAACAGUGGCAAAGGCUUCCAAGUUCCAUAUGUCACCUAUGAUGAGGACUACCAGCAGCUGAUAGAGGACAUAGUGCGAGACGGCCGGCUUUAUGCCUCUGAGAACCACCAGGAGAUACUGAAGGACAAGAAGCUGAUAAAAGCCCUGUUUGACGUGCUGGCGCACCCCCAGAACUACUUCAGGUACACGGCACAGGAGUCCAAAGAGAUGUUCCCUCGCUCCUUCAUCAAGCUGCUGCGCUCCAAAGUCACCAGGUUCCUACGACCGUACAAAUAGACGGGAUCCCUCCACUGUCCUGUUAAAGACCCCCGUCGUCCUGCAUCGUUCCAAAUCCAACCACCUAAAUGUAACCCCCCCAUCUGCUCCCCCCAGCCUCAGUCUAUACAUCAGUAUACCCGCUCUAUGGCUUCAUUUCCUGUGUUUGUCCUCAGUCCUGCUUGUCACAUGAUGCCUUUAACAUCUUUGGUCCCUCUGACUUGUAAUACAUGAUUAUCAUUAACAGCCUCCUCUCUAGUUGCUUUUCCUACACGGUUUGACCGACGAGGUUUCUGAAGGCCGGUACCAGUGUUUUUAGAAUCCAGCAGAAAUGCCCUCCAUGUGUUGCAGUUAUAUAUUCUUUCUUUGAAUUUGACCAUUUUAAACAAACAGGUAUCAUUAUUAUGUGUUUUUCUGGGUUUUGUGUUGUAAAACUUGUAUCCCACCUGUUUGUCUGUUCAGCCACACCUCUGACUAACAGAUGGCUCUUCUGUACUUGUGGAGGAAGCCACCGGAGCUGUUUGAAGGUUGUGUUUCAAGCUAAGCUAACCACCUGCUGGCUGUAGUUUCUCUACCAACUGACAGACAUGAGAGCAGAAUAAAUGUCUUCAUCUAACCUUCAGCAAGAAAGAAAAUAAGUGUUAUUUCCCCAAAUGACAAAUUCAAUAGUUAUGAGGCCACAUUUAGGCUGCUGGCUGUUGUCUAACAGUUGUGAUGAUCUUCUCAUUUAAUUCUCAGCAGAUUUCCCAAAAUGCAUUGCUUUAUAUGUGUAGAUGUAAACACAUGUGGCACGUCCAGUAAUUAGCUGAAGGCCCGUGUCAGCAAACCCAUAAGUCGGUCAAACCCUGUUCCUGCACACGGUGUAGUCUGUGUUCUGUUCUUCUCGCCGUUCCCCUCGUUUCUGCACCUUCUCUGACGACUUUUUUUUGCAGCCUUUCCGCCCUCUUUUGUUUUUGUGUGUUGUUGUGUUGUUUUGUAAUAUUUAUACUGAACAUGUCGGAACUUGCAGAAGCUCACAUUGCAGAUGUUUUAGAUAUGAACGUGUGGACAUUCGCAGUUGUACAUGCAUGAUGUGUAGAGAUGCAUCGGCCCACACAGAGUACAUGGAUGUACGCUGAACUGGAUUUCUUUAUUGUCCCUAAUGUGCACGAAAACAGAGACGAGAAAACAACUCGUGCACUUAAAACACAUUUUAACAUUAAAACCGAUUUGAAAGAAAUGUUACAGUGAGGAAAUCUGAACCAUUCCACCUCAGUGGGUGCUUUAUCCAUUGGAGCACAGGGAAAGAUUUAAUUAGGGUAAUCGCAAAGUCUAUAUUGUAAUUUUUUAAAUAAAAAAAAGAUGUAUAACAAGAUGAGAUAAACUACCUGCAAGUAACACAUUGUUACUUUAGAGAGAAAUGUAUGUGAUGUAACUAAUAUUUGGAACUUUAAUUGCACUUGAAUUUUAUAUUUUAAACUGUAGGGGAAAAAAAAAAGAUCUGAGUUACGUUUGUGUUACCUUUUUUGUGUUGUUUUCAAAUGUGCCACAUGUGGCGGCAAUAAGAGAGAAAGGCAGCCGUGUCUCCUGUUAUUGCUCCCACUCUGUAGCUCACAGUUACCCCAGAAUCUCUCACUUCUGGCCCCGUUCAUUCACACGGUGAGGAAACAUUUAGAACGAAGCUUCUCAAACCCUGAGUGUUAAACUAAAGCGCACAGAGAAACAACAGCGUAAGCAGCAGGAUGCGUCAAUCUUGCCACCACCACUACAGUUUGUGUGUGUUUUCACUGCCGAGUCCUGCUUCAUCCCUCAAACAUGUCCUAUAGCUGCCAGAGAGAAGAAGCGUCUCCAUAAAGACUUCUUGUAUGAUGGCAUUACAUACAUACUACAGUAUAUACAUGUUUCUAAUUAUCUGCAUCCACCCAGAUACACUCUUUUUCCAUUAAAUAGGAAGUAUAGUGUGUGUAUACUAUGCUUUUCUUUUAUAACCUAACUAAAUGUUUCUGUGUCAUUCCCAUUGGUACUAAUAUGUCUAUAAAAUCCUAUACCACAUAUUGAAGAUGGACUCUAUAUCAGCACAAUGCGACUGGAGUUGUGUACUGUGUGACUGGAGUGUUGGUCUGAAGGUGAAUGUAGUGGCAGGCGGAAUAAGAGGCAUCUCCUGUCUGAGUGUCUGUGUGUCUGUAGCACUUGUAGCUUCUGCUGCAAGCCAGUGAACUUUAUCUGUGUGUCGUGUUGCUCAAAAGACGCAAGCUUUCCCUGACAGAUGAUAAAAAUGCAUACGUAAAACCCCCUAAAAGCUUCUUUAGAGACUAAUCUCCUGUUACCAGUGUCCUUCAUGAAAAGAGAACGUUUCUAGUCUUUGUGCUGGGCACAAGGAGGAUGAGGGAGUGUCAGUGCUAACUGAGAGCUCAUCAAACCUCGGAGGUUUUGCAUGUUUCUGCCAUUGACUACAAAUCACACAAACUGCUGAGCACUUUUUAAAGCAGAGGUUUUUAGGUUUCCUGCAUUUUCUCUACACUAUGAGGAUUAACUUUUAAAUAGGUGCAGUUUAAUUGAGAUAAAUUGUCCCUCACAUUGAACAAUUAGCUACUUAUUUUUUUAGAAUCAUCACUGUCUUUGUGUGCCGUCAUUUGCAGGCAAGAGUCAUUUUAAAGGAUAGUUUGAGAUGUUUUCUGUUUUAAAUCAGCCCACAGCCAGAAACAGGCGUCCAGUCAGCUUCAUAUGAAAAACAAACCUUUGACUACACGUAGAGUUUGAUCACUUCAUGUAGAUGGUACAAUUUUAUUUUUUUUGACCACGAAGAAAGUUUGAAGUCUAUUUUUAGUUAAGCACACGUCAGAGUUAGUUCUUGACCUUGGAAACAGUAAAUGACAAAACAGUCUUGCCACUGGGGCAAGUAGUAGACAUUUUUAAGUUUCUUAUCAUUGAGCACGAUCUCUGUCAGCUGCACUGAUUGUAUUUUUCAUCUAUUUUACUCUAAAUGGGACCAUAACUUAGAAAGCGAACAUCAUUAAAAAAAUCUUGAAACGACUGAUUGAGACCAAAAACUCAUUCGGAAAACGUUUACUGAAAUAAGAGAUCAAGUGAAAAGUAGGUUCAUUUUGUCAUUCACUUCUAUACAAUCUGACUUCUUUUAGAAACCAGGGGAGUCGCCUCCUGCUGGCUGUUACAAAGAAUGCAGGUUUAAGACACUUCUGCAAUGGCUUCACUUUCAUAUCCAGAGGCUGCGUCCACCUUUUAUUUAGUGUUCAGUCAGAAGAUGUUUAUCAGAAAGUGAUCAGAAAUCAAAUGCAGAUUGUACAUCUCUAAUCCCCAGGCUACAUACUAAUGAAGAUCAUGUGAUGUCAUCAAAAGCCAUUUAAUGGAUCUUGGGGUGAAAUGUUUUUUUUUUCAGAUCAACUGCAGUUUCCAGUUUUCUGAAGCUAAACAACUUCUUCAUUGUUGAACUGGGUCUUAUUUGUUGCCUGCAGGAUGUAGAAAACCCCCAUAAUGUCACAGAGCUCUGAAAAUUUUAUGACUUCAUAGAAUUUCUAAGUGACUUUUACUUUUUGUUUUGCUUUCCAGGGGUAGCACCAUACUAAGUGUUAGCUAGAAUCACAAUAGCAUGCUAGUAUAAUCAUAUGGCUGGGCCUGUAGUGGUCAAAAUCCCCACACCAUCGCCAUGAAUUCCAAAUUGUAAUUACUGUUUGUCUUUGAUUUGGUGUUCCAACAAAGUCCUCUGGCCUUUCAUGGGACGUGAAAACGAAGGUGAUGGACUUUUCAGGUCUCUCCCAAGUUAAUUUUUUGAUAGUGCACUGAAAGUAAACCAAUCGCUUGAUGGUAGGAAAUCGACCAAAAAGCUCUUGCUUUGGAAAACAGUCACCGGUCACGUGGAAUAUUUGUAAUUAAUGGGCUGAAGCAGGGAAAACCUCCUGUAUGGUCCUGCAUAGCGCUGAGCUGGGACCUACUGUUCAUAGUUCAGGGUUUCAUUUCAAAAUAAGGUAUGAAAACCAAAAUGAGAAAUAACUGAAACAAACAAUUGAACAUAUUUCUACAGUAAUUGGCUGAUAAUCGCCCCUCCAAAACGGAUGUAUUUGGAAGUAAACUCAGUGAGGCCCGUGCUUAUUGUCACUGGAUCAUCAUGUAAUUUCCCAAAAUAAAGCCUAUUGUGAGGUGAGGUAUUGUUCAGGCGUUGCCAAAUAGCUGCCACACAGACAUGUUAUGGUACGGCCUGCUUCUUGUUCGAGGUGGGUGCUGUUCAAUAUGAGUGUUAUGAAAAAAAUGAUAUGAAAUGCUCUACAAUUUAUAAUUGACUGUUUUUUUUUUUGUUUUGUUUUUUUCCUGAGAAUGUAUUCUAUUGUGAAUGGGUGUGUGCAUGUGGUGUGUACGAGAGCGUGUGAGUAGAACGAGUGUGUGAGUGUUCCUGUGUGUGUGUUUUUGUGCUGGGUGCCUGCGAUAGAGAAAGAGACUGUGUAUGAUGUGUGUACUUUAGUCCAUUUUGUAGAGGAAUAAUUUUAACGUUUGUGUUAGUCGGUUGUACCCAAAGAGAGAAACUGUAACGCAGUGUUGUGCCAUUGUUUGGUCCAUGAAACUCCAGUACUGAACAAAUUAAAUAAAACAGUAGCAGAAAACCGA
Messenger RNA from Stegastes partitus (bicolor damselfish), 7725 nucleotides. It is a transcript of the gene scube1, whose product is annotated as signal peptide, CUB domain, EGF-like 1. Gene Ontology annotation, cellular component: cell surface. NCBI's taxonomy places the organism in Eukaryota, Metazoa, Chordata, Actinopteri, Pomacentridae. Bases 88 to 3150 code for a protein of 1020 amino acids. Gene Ontology annotation, molecular function: calcium ion binding. The transcript has 23 exons. The record is from RefSeq and is a predicted model, not a curated record. Gene Ontology annotation, biological process: signal transduction.